Ambispora leptoticha is the source of this 674-nucleotide messenger RNA. Lineage: Eukaryota; Fungi; Glomeromycota; Glomeromycetes; Archaeosporales; Ambisporaceae. The record is from the annotation of a GenBank genome assembly.
GAACAUGCAACAUAGAGGAUAUGUCGAAACCUGACCACGGUAGUCCACAGCAAGGCAACGGCGGCUAUUCUCUUUCCGUCACUCCAACAGGGAAUGGAAACUUCAACCUAGCAGUAAAUGGCAAUACUGGGUUUAAGGGAAUACUAGCAUACGUGGUAGACUCAACAAAAUCACGAGGCGGGAUGUUUACUCAAUUACCAAAAGACACACAAUUUAAGACGUGCCCUGGAGGUAGCAAAAACACCAUUACUCACUCUAGCCCAAGCAUAAAAACCUUGCCAAUGACGCUUGGAUGGUCAUCAAAUGGUAAAACGACCGGAAACAUGACUUUUCGUGCUAUUGUUGUCGUGAGUCAAUACAAAUGGUACAUGAUCCAGGAUCUGAGUUUUGAUUUAGCAUCAACAAAACCAACAACUUCUUCUACAAAUUCUACGAGUAUUACUACUUCAUCUAGUAAUGACAUUUCGGGUAACACGGGUAACAGUUCGGAUAAAUCACAGUUUUUCUUGGUUGUUUUAUUUACACAAUAUACGUUAUUUUCGGUUAUUGCUGGGAUUACGCUGCUCUUGUAUAUUUUGGGAGCGUUUUUGGAGGUGAUGUUGAAACGACAGCAAUCAAAAUAUCGUAAUUAUGCGAAAAAUCUUGGUGGGUUUGGUAGAGAUGCUACUAAUUAA